This is a messenger RNA of Linum trigynum, 1841 nucleotides long. Lineage: Eukaryota; Viridiplantae; Streptophyta; Magnoliopsida; Malpighiales; Linaceae. The record is from the annotation of a GenBank genome assembly.
AAACUAAAAAAAAACAUGUCUUCCAAAUAUAUCUCAUUUCAGCUCCUUGGGCUUCUCCUACUUUCUUGCUUAAUCAUCCAUGUUCAUGCAGCCGCCCGCCAUCACACGUUCGUGGUGGAAGAGGUGCCAUAUACUAGACUAUGUAGCACAAAGAACAUCAUGGCCAUCAACGGCAAGUUCCCCGGUGAAACUUUGUAUGUCAACAAAGGUGACACCCUCAUUGUGGAUGUGGUGAACAAAAGCCCACAUAACCUCACUAUCCAUUGGCAUGGAGUGAACCAGCCGAGAAAUCCAUGGUCAGACGGUCCCGAGUACAUCACACAGUGCCCGAUCCAACCUGGCGCGAAGUUCAGCCAGAAAGUCAUAUUCUCGACCGAGGAAGGCACUCUUUGGUGGCAUGCACACAGCGAAUGGACUCGAGCCACCGUCUACGGUGCAAUCGUCAUCUACCCUAAGAAAGGAGACACUUACCCCUUCCCCAAGCCUCAUGCUGACGUCCCAAUUAUUUUUGGAGAGUGGUGGAAGCAAGACAUAUUCCAACUCUACGAAAAUCUCCUCCAAUCUGGAGGAGACCCUAAUGCCUCCGAUGCAAUCACUAUCAACGGUCAACCUGGCGAUCGAUUCAAUUGCUCUGCCCAAGAUAUGCUCAAGUUGGUAGUGAAACAAGGCAAGACAUACCUCCUCCGCCUCAUCAACGCCGCAAUGCAAGACAUCCUCUUCUUCUCCGUCGCCAAUCACAACCUCACGGUGGUCGGAACCGAUGGAACUUACGUCAAACCUUUCCAAUCCGACUACAUCACCAUCUCCCCCGGCCAAACCAUUGACGUCCUUCUCCACGCCAACCAACCAAACAGAAGCUAUUACAUGGCCACCAAAUUCUACACUAGCGCACGCGGCGCCGUCAAUGCCAACACCUCCACCGCGCUCCUCCAAUAUUCCGCCACCGCCGCCACCACAAACCUCUCCCUCCCAUCCCUCCCGGCCACCAACGACACCACCGCCUCGGUCAAUUUCACCGCCAGGCUACGUAGCUUGGCGGACAAGAAACACCCGGUCAACGUCCCGAAAAACCCUACCACUAACUUGUACUUCACGAUAUCCAUGAACACCCUUCCUUGCCCUGCUGGACGCUCCUGUGCGGGACCCAAUGGAUCCCGCCUCGCGUCCAGCGUCAACAACAUCAGCUUCGUGGCCAACACGUCGCUGGACGUGUUGGCCGCAUACUACAACAUGAUCGAGGGAGCGUACGGGGACGACUUUCCCAGGAAGCCUCCGGUGACGUACAACUUCACCGGAACAAAUAUCCCGGCGGAGUAUCGGGUCCCUAGCACGGGGAACGAGGUCGUGGUGCUCGAGUAUAACUCGUCCGUGGAACUCGUGUUCCAAGGCACCAGUUUGCUCGGUGGGGUCGACCACCCCAUGCACCUUCACGGCACGAAUUUCUACGUCGUAGGGUGGGGUUUCGGUAAUUUCGAUAAGGUCAAUGAUCCCAAGAGUUACAAUCUCGUCGAUCCACCGUUUCAGAACACCAUUGCCGUUCCGAUAAACGGGUGGGUCGCUGUCAGGUUUAGAGCCAAGAACCCUGGAGUUUGGUUCAUGCACUGCCAUCUGGAGCGACAUGCAUUGUGGGGAAUGGAUAUGACGUUUAUAGUGAAGAACGGAAGAGGGGAAAACGCCACGAUGCUGCCGCCGCCGCCGGACAUGCCUCCCUGCUGAAAUCAAUUUAUCAUCAAUGGAGUGAUAAUUAAAUAGAGGAAUUAAUUUGUGAAAAAUGUAUCUCAAUUAAUAAAGAUUGUUAGAAGAUAAUAUUGAUAAUUAAUCAAUAUAAUAGAAUUCAUUAG